Molecule: messenger RNA, 765 nt
Organism: Komagataella phaffii GS115
Lineage: Eukaryota; Fungi; Ascomycota; Pichiomycetes; Pichiales; Pichiaceae
Exons: 1
Coding region: 1-765 (254 amino acids)
Source: RefSeq, a predicted model, not a curated record
AUGAACAGAGAACCAUUGGAGCCGAUAGGAAAUCGGCAACAUCAAAUCAAGAAUGAUAGGGUCAAAAGAGCGUUAGAUUUUUUGGAAUCAAGAGUGCAAAACAAUAAGAAAGAGCCGGCUUCUAGGCCGAAAUCCAUUCUAAGAACCAAUCAACACAAUAAUGUAAUCAGGGAAGACCCUUUGCAAAGACUCCACACAAGAACCAACGAAAGGCCAGCUCACAAGGAUUAUACAAGAAAGCCUUAUACUUCCUCGUUUAGAGAUCAGAAAUUUGACCGCACAGAUACUAAGUUACUAAAUAAGCCAGUUUCAAGUCUACCAUCAAGAGAAAGGGAAGCAGACAGGAUUUCUAUUUUGGAUAGAUUGGAACUGAAGGAAAAACACAAAAGACAGGAAUUCCGUGAACAUUCUCCGAUCAGACAGAUUCCUGAACUCAGUAAGGUGCCGCUAUCCCCAUUAUUGAAGAAUAGUGGGGCCCUCAAAUCUCAGAGACAACAACAGAAUGAUCUAAUCUCCAAAACGAGAAAAGUUACGAAACCAAAGAGACAGUCAAGAGUUUUGGGUGUACUAGGAUCAAUAGGGAGUAAAAUAACCAAUUCUCUGCUUCGAGUGGACGAAAUUGAUGACCUCAUUGGCAGACACAACGCAAGGGUCGAUUCAAACCCUCACUCAGAGCCAAUAGCCAUUAAUAUUUCGAGAGAUAAAGAGAGAGACCUUACUAAGCCCAAAAGUUUAGAUCCAAAUGAGUACUAUUUUUUGGUUUGA